Messenger RNA from Olea europaea var. sylvestris, 1291 nucleotides. RefSeq names its product protein NDR1-like. Lineage: Eukaryota; Viridiplantae; Streptophyta; Magnoliopsida; Lamiales; Oleaceae. The coding region runs from base 236 to 874 and encodes 212 amino acids. The transcript has a single exon. Gene Ontology annotation, biological process: defense response to other organism. The record is from RefSeq and is a predicted model, not a curated record.
GUUAAAAGCAUCUAGUUAUUUACAGUCCACUUUCAUGGACCCCAUGUUAUGCCGCGUUACUGGAGAAAUACAAAAAUCUUCUCUAUCUCUUCCACGAAACCAACCUAAAUACCCUGUAUAUAUCCUUCUGAUCUAUCUAACCAAAUAAUUUCCUCAAACUAUCAACUUCCCAAUUUAAUUGUUUAACAAAGUCAAGGAUUCUUCGCCGUUGAUCACCGGAAACAUCUUUUCCGACAUGUCGGACAAUGGUGAGGGCGGCGGUUGUAGGCCUUGUAGCAGCAUAUGUUGCCGCUUUAUAGUCACAUCCGGCUUCGCUGCUCUGUUUUUGUGGCUAGCUCUACGUACCUCCCAACCAACGUGCUCCAUUCAAGAUUUAUAUGUGCCUGUUCUUAACAAGACCGAUCAUUCGAUCGGUAAUAGGAACAACAGCAUAUUCUUUGACCUCAUGCUCGAUUAUGGAAUGAAAGAGAAGGCAGUGUACUAUGAUAACAUCAGCUUAAUCUUUUUUUACGCUCCAAACACUAGCUUUCCAAUCGCCAACUACACGGUUCCCGGGUUUCACCAGGGUCACGGGAAGAAGGCUCACCGGAAAUUGGUGGUGGAGGCUCAUGGACCUUCGUGGGAGGCGGCAUUUAAAAAUGUUUCAAAUGGGACUGUCUCAGUUUUCAGAGUGGGUUUAUCCACCAAGGUGAGGUUCAAGAUCAUUUUUUGGUAUACCAAGAAACACAAUUUGGUGGUCGGGGCUCAUAUCGAGGUGAACGAUUCCGGUAAGAAAGUCAAAAAGAAAGGCGUUGAACUGAAAUCCGGCUCACCGGAGCGUAAUUGCCACCUUCUACUAUUGCUGUUUUCUAGUGUGUUGGUUGUUUUGUUGUGAGUUUUGCAAAGUUUAAUGGGCAGAAUUUUUUUGUGUAAUUUUUGUGCUAUGUGAUACACUGAGCUUAGCAUCUCUGUGUUAUUUUGGCUGAUGGUAUGUGGCUAAUGCGAACUCUCAAGUCUAACUUAAGACUCCUUGUUUUGCUGCCCUAAUAUGAGCUACUUUCGUGGCAUAACGGGACCAUUUACCUCGAGCAACCCUUAUGGUUAACUUCCGAGGGACAUGAGCCAGAUAACUUCUGAAGUUUACUAUAAGUAUGCCAUUACCUAGACAUAUUCCUCGUUAUUUUCUGCAAUGCCUAAACAUUAUAUAUUAGCAACAUUUCAAAUACAAAUUUCUAAAAGCAUCAACCGGUUCUAUGAUGCACACGCAGAUUCAAGGUAUAUUCGAUAUGCUGAUAGAUUCAACACUAGAAUG